AUGGAGGACCCCCACAGCAGUGCUGCGUUGAAUGGGAGUGGCAACUCACGGUCUACGAUUAGCAGCCUCCUCAACGAUGACGCCUCGACCGAUGCGCAGGAGGUGGACUUCACCUCCUACGGCAGCCCGUUCCUCCCUGACUUGGGCUCCCCCUCCUCCAGUAGUAAUCCCCCUGUUGUCAUCGACGUCGAUCGCCAGCCACCCAACAAGAAGAGGCGCCAGAGCUUCGACAACAACGUUGAUGCAUCUUCAGCUUCAUCUUCGACCACAAGCGAGCAGCUCCCCUUCCCCUCCCUCCAUCUGCAUCCCCUUCUGGGCGGCGCCAGCGUGGAGAAUCCGCAGGCGCUGCCAUCGCCAUCUUUGCUGGCCGCGACUGCAUGGCAGCAGCAGCUCGACUCGCACGUGGUGGAGGAGGAGAGGCGCGCACUCGCCGAGGAGCGACGAAAGGUGGCGACCGACCGCCAGCAGCUCAACGACGAGCGGCGCGCCUUCGAGGACGAGAAGCGCCAGUUCUACGACGAGAAGCAGAAGUGGCUCGAUGAACGAGAUAAGCAGACCACCACCACCGGUGGCGGCAAGCCCACCAUCUCGUUUGGUCGGCGUUCCCAGGCCCAGCUCGAGGAGCAGUCCUUUGGCUGCGUGUUCGUCAAGAACAAUGCCGUGGUCACCAAACCGUCGCCCAGCUUUGCGCAAGCCUUUGUCGUCUUGUCGGACAUGAUGACCCAGAAGAAGGUCGAGCUUCCUCUCGCCAUCGGAAUUGGUGCCAAGGACAGCUCGCUGCCCAAGAAGGCCGUGCAGGAUCUGGGAUGCAUUCUGAUUCCACAGCAGACCAGGGACUAUGGACCAUCGUACGCCAAGACCGGAUACCUGGUGGUCACACUCAAGGACCAGAAAGGGGGCGCGCCCGUGCGCAUCGAAGCCGUGGAGGGAGCCGAGAGCGACGCGGGGGAGAGCUAUUUCAUCAUCGCCAAGAGUGACUUGGGCUUGCUUCGGUGCGUCGCCAACGAGAAGGAGGGCACCAUCAGCAACGACCACGGGGGCGCUGGCGGCGGCGAGACAACCGAACCGGCCAAGGGCAAGAGGAAGAAGUGA
Molecule: messenger RNA, 1092 nt
Organism: Acanthamoeba castellanii str. Neff
Lineage: Eukaryota; Discosea; Longamoebia; Acanthamoebidae
Exons: 5
Coding region: 1-1092 (363 amino acids)
Source: RefSeq, a predicted model, not a curated record